Messenger RNA from Sphenostylis stenocarpa, 1851 nucleotides. NCBI's taxonomy places the organism in Eukaryota, Viridiplantae, Streptophyta, Magnoliopsida, Fabales, Fabaceae. The record is from the annotation of a GenBank genome assembly.
AUGGCAAAACAAAAUAAGGAAUGGGCUGUAGGAAUCGACCUUGGCACGACAUACUCAUGUGUUGCUGUAUGGCUAGAAGAGCACUGUCGAGUGGAGAUCAUUCACAAUGAUCAGGGCAAUAGAACUACGCCUUCUUCUGUUGCUUUCACUGAAAAUCAAAGAUUGAUUGGUGAUGCUGCUAAGAAUCAGGCUGCCAUUAACCCAACCAACACUAUCUUUGAUGUGAAAAGGUUAAUCGGCAGAAGGUUUAGUGAUCCCAUUAUUCAGGAUGAUCUGAAGUUGUGGUCAUUUAAGGUCAUUGCUGAUUCUGGUGACAAACCCAUGAUAGUUGUUUCAUACAAGGGUCUGGAGAAACAUAUUUCAGCUGAAGAAAUCUCAUCUAUGAUCCUUACAAAGAUGCGCGAGAUUGCAGAAGCCUAUUUGGAAUCACAGGUUAAGAAUGUCGUGGUUACUGUACCUGCUUAUUUUAAUGACUCUCAGCGACAAGCAACCAAAGAUGCUGGUACCAUUGCUGGUCUCAAUGUUAUGCGGAUAAUCAAUGAGCCCACAGCUGCAGCUCUAGCAUACGGCCUUCACAAAAGAGCUAAUUGUGUUGAAGAGCGAAAUAUUUUCAUCUUUGAUCUUGGUGGUGGUACAUUUGAUGUGUCUCUUCUCACAAUCAAGGGUGAUGUCUUUGAAGUCAAGGCCACUGCUGGUGACACUCACCUUGGAGGAGAGGACUUGGAUAACAGAAUGGUGAAGUACUUUGUUGAGGAGUUCAAGAGGAAGAAUAAAGUGGACAUAAGUAGGAAUCCAAGAGCAUUGAGGAGAUUGAGAACUGCUUGUGAGAGAGCAAAAAGGACACUCUCAUAUGCUGUUGACACCACCAUUGAGGUAGAUGCUUUAUCUGAGAGCAUUGACUUCUGUUCAUCAAUCACUCGUGCAAGAUUUGAGGAACUCAACAUGGACCUCUUCAAAAAGUGUAUGGAUACAGUAGACAGGUGUCUUGUUGACUCUAAGAUGGAGAAGAGUGAUGUAGAUGAUGUUGUACUCGUUGGUGGUUCUUCUAGGAUUCCCAAAGUGCAGCAGCUAUUGCGAGACUUCUUCAAGGGGAAGGAACUGUGCUUGAGCAUCAACCCUGACGAGGCUGUUGCUUAUGGAGCAGCAGUACAGGCUGCUUUGUUGAGUAAAGGCAACAAGUAUGUUCCCAACUUAGUGCUAUUAGAUGUUACGCCGCUGUCACUUGGUAUAUCUGUAAAAGAAGAUCUUAUGAGUGUUGUGAUUCCUAAGAACACCACCAUUCCUGUCCAAAAAACGAAAGGAUAUGGAAGAUCCGAAGACUUCCAAUCUGCUGUCCUAAUUGAGGUUUACGAGGGUGAAAGGACAAGAGCAAGCGAUAACAAUCUGCUUGGUUUCUUUAAUCUUUAUGGUGAUCCUUAUGCUCGACGUGACCAUCCUUUAACUGUAUGUUUCAGUAUAGAUGCUGACGGUAUCCUAAGUGUAACUGCCGAGGAAGAAAGUAGUGGAAGUAAGAAUGGUAUUACUGUAACCAACGACAAGGGAAGACUAUCAACUCAACAGAUUAUGAGAUUGAUUCAAGAAGCCGAGAAGUACAAGGCUGAAGACCAGAAGUACCAAAAGAAAGUUCAAGCAAUUAAUGCUUUGGAUGAUUUCGUUUACAAGAUAAGGAAUGCUAUAGAGGAUGUUGAGAACAGUUAUAAGGUUCAUCCACAAGACAAAAUGAAGGUCAACAUGGCAAUUGCAGAGGCCAGAGAAUUGCUUGAUGCAAGCCAGCAGACAGAAACAGAGGUGUUUGUGAAUCAUCUGAACGAGGUGAAGAGCCUCAUUGAACCCAUUAUGAGGAUUAACUAG